Camelina sativa (false flax) is the source of this 4078-nucleotide messenger RNA. Lineage: Eukaryota; Viridiplantae; Streptophyta; Magnoliopsida; Brassicales; Brassicaceae. The record is from RefSeq and is a predicted model, not a curated record.
CAUGUUAGUCGACAAAAAGAUGUUGAACGGGUUUAACCGGUAGGCGGUGAAGGUGGUCACUGGUCAGAGGCGGAUUAAUUGUCACAGCAAAAGUACUCAAACCGCUUUAAUUUGAUUUUUUUUUUCUUCUAAUAAACCGAUCCUCUUCAUCGGCUUUAUUAGUUCGUUCGUACCAAUCACCGAAACAAAAAAAAAAGGAGAAGCAAAAACAUAUAUAAUUUCUCUCUCUAAACCCUUUCUUUUUCCUGAAAAAAGUUGCGUCAUUAAUACGAAAUUCAUACCGUCUCUUUUGAUAUUCUCCUCCGAUCGGUAUCAUUUCUCAUCGCUGGGGGGAAACGUUGUGGUAAGGUUUAGGUGCAAUGGUGGUUACUAAACCUAUUAUACUUUUCUCGACCAUGAACCUCGGGUAGUUGAGAAAACUGGAGAAUACCUUAUACCUUAUCAAGUUGUUUGGGAGAGUUGAGAGCUAGUACGACCAUAGACUUCAGGUCAGAAUUCAUCUUCCACCAGAAAUUUUUAGAAAACUUUUGAAAUUAUAGCAUCGUUUCUCUUUAAAACUGCAAAUUAUCAACACUUUUCAUACAGAUGUUAGUUUCUCAUGCUUACCAUUUUGUAACACAUAGGAUCAGUGGCUACUGGCUGGCCUAUCCUUGAUUUAUUCUGAUUUGCAGAUCUAGUUGUGGACCUUCUUGGUUGAUUGGCAAAGCAUAAGAGAAACAGAUAAGUGAUCCAAAGGUUAUUAGCGUGGUUAGUUCUACUCCUAAUGACCAAUUUUUUGUGGUUGUGAAGUUUAUUCGAUUCAGUUCUUCCGCCAGUUUUUAGUGGCGUAGGAUUUAUUCUGAUCCGAUUACAUCUUUAUGGGAGUAAGCAAAUAAUCACAACUAGUCCAACCGGCAUCAUAUGUGUACCUGAAUGUGCUAGUCAUUUGAAGAUGCUUUGAGGUCUGGUUCAAGGUAUCCACAAGUGUGGAAAUUUACUUUUUCUUACAAGACUACAUUCAUCCUACAAUGGUGUCUGGAAUGACAUGCUGUCACAUACCAAGCAUUUUAUUCCGAUGCACCAUGAUGUGAAACUUAAUGCUAAUUUCAUCAAGCAUCCUUUCAAACAACCUACAGUACUUUGUUUUACAAUCCUUGUGCUCAUAAGUCCCGAAUUCAGGAGUCUAUCAAGGUGUGCUGGUGGGUUUAGGAUGAUAAGAGCGCUGAAAUAGUAAAUGAGUUAGUAUGCCUUUACUGGCUAGCACUUUUGUGGACUAAACCGUUCACCCAAGGAAGCUGUAGUGUAUUAUUGUGGAUCCGAAGAAAAGGAACUAAAUUUGGUGUUCUUAUUGUAUUAGUGAAGUCACAGGCCUCAUCGCUUCCGGUUGGUCUACUUGAAAGGUGUGUGGAGAUGGUGAUUCAGUUUCUCAAUCAAGCACAACAGCUUUUUCACUUGGGUAGUGUAGUGUAUUUUUGCUUAGGAUUUCCAAACCUAUAUCCUGCUAGAAUUAUUUGCCUGCAGGUGCAUUUUUGAAGGUAGUUUAUAAAAUACUGUAAGCUUAUGUCCUGCUAUUGGAUCGUCCAUGUAGUUUUCUUGGUUAGUCAAUCAUGGUUGUAAGUUUAGUGAAAGACAUGUACAUGGCCUUUAUACAAUGUAUACAUACUCCAGAGCUGUCAAAUCUAUUGUUUGUAACAAAGAACAAUACUUAAGUAGUUGAGUGCCUUUUGUUUGAGGUUGAAAAUCAUUGUUGGUGAAUAUGAACGAAGAAGCACUGCAUUGAUAGAAGCUCAAAUGAUGAUAUUAAUAGUUACCUAUUUUGCAUCGACUUGCUUUGAUGUUCUUCUAUUCGGAUACAGUAUAUUCUUCCCUCCUCUUCUGUAUGUCAUACUUGAUUCUCAGUUGACUGCUUCUGUAAAACUUAUUGACUUUCUGAAAGUUUGUAACUUUAUGAACUCCUUGUGUUACUCUUAAGUUUUGAUGGCUCUGGUUUGUAGAGGCGAGAACCAGAGUGAUGAUUUAAAUGCAAAGGCUUCUUAGUUUCCCAAUCUUGUUUGCUCUUUCUCUCUUUUUUUUCUUUUGGCUAAACUAAGAACAAGUACUGUGUGUCUUUUUUACUGACAAAAUGUAAGUUAUUCUUAUGAAAUAGAUCUGUACUAGUAAAGGUUUAUUUUAUCUAUAAGCAUCAUGAACUUUCCUGCAGCACAGAGCCUAAGUCCACAGAAACUUGUUUGCUUAUGAUUUCAUGAGAUCUGAGGUAGAAUAUGGUUUAAUUGGACCUGAAGUGUUGUGUAAUCAUGGGGCACAGACAUUUUCCUGGCUCAUCCCAAUAUUUUGAUGAUGAACAUGAUCAAGGAUGGAAUCAUAUACACCCAGAGCAUCCAUAUACGAGUUUAGCAAGAUCUGGGACAAGUGAGAACAGAUCGCAUGUUUAUCCAGCAGAAAACAUAUCGAAUGAAGGAAUGCCAGGUUCUUCUCAGUGGAACUCUUCUCCACGACCAAAUGCCUAUACUGCCUCAGGUCAUAGUGUGGAGAGACCACACUACAAUCCGGGGGCUUCGGGCCCAUCUCAUGACCCUUUCGUGAGUUCGACAGUUGCAACUUUCUCUGCUCCACAUGAGAACUAUGUGACGUUUCCAGCUUCUUCGAACUGCAACAACCAGACAUGGUCAAAUGCUAGUUAUGUUGAUCAAUCUAUGGAAAAUGUAAGAGGAGCACAAAAGCGAAAAAGCCCGUCUGGUUCUUCCAUCUAUGAAAUGGGCAGUUCAAGCCGAUACCACAGUGACAGAACUUCUUCAGACACACCAUUCCCCGCGGAAUUUCACCUUGGAAAAUCAAUAAAGCAUGAUCAUGAUCCUCAUUACAUGCCAUGGCUCAUGAAUCCAACUUACCAAAGUAAUAAUUCGUUGAUCAGGGGAGAGGGUUCUUCAAGGAAUGUCCGGAGUCGUCCUACACUUGAUUUAGAGACCAGCUUUGAUAGAAAUAAUUUUUCAAGAACCCCGAGACUUGAUUCCCAUUAUGCACACCACCACAGUGUUGAGCAUUCUGGCUCAGGUCAAUUUCCUGGCCAUACAUCUCACGUAGAUAAGGACUGGAACUGUGCUAGACCCCCCCCAGCUCCUAGAGGCUUUAGUCCGGAGACAAAUAAUUUUCUUCCUGCGAGAAGUGUUGCCAACAGCACUUCUCUUGAUACUUCCAGCUAUCACCAUGGACUUACCGGAAACAGAAACCCUACAGUUUCCCACGGUUUUCCUGGAACUUCAACACAAUCUACAAGCAGCAGCCGCUUCUCUCAUAGGUCAACACCCACCUAUAGAUCUUCUUCGCAUGGUUCGCGACUGGGACAUGUAGCAUCUUCAUCUGGAGACAGGUCUCAUUUGGUCAAUGAGACUUAUCCUUCUAGGCAUCUAAGGCCACCACCACACAUUUCAUGGCGUAGCGGUGAUCGCCCAGGGAGACGCAGGAGUUCCUAUGAGAGGUUUCAGCCUCCUUUCGAUGAAGUUGCUGUCCAUGAACGGUUUUCAUCUGAGGUAUUCAUGGUCGUAGAACCACACUACGAUGGAUCCAGAAACUCGCCUGAUUACCACAGAGACAUGAGGCUCGACAUCGAUGACAUGACUUAUGAGGAUCUUCUUGCUCUUGGAGAAAGGAUUGGGAGUGUCAACACAGGUUUAUCGGACAGCGCUAUCUCCAGUUGCUUGUUAGCGACAACGUAUUAUCCAUUGUAUCAAACUGAGGAGCAAAGAAAAUGUGCUAUCUGCCUGGAGGAGUACAAAGAGAAAGAAGAGUUGGGGGAAGUGAAGGGGUGUGGUCAUGACUACCAUGGGAGCUGCAUCAAGAAAUGGCUGUCGAUGAAGAACUCUUGCCCUAUUUGCAAAUCCCCUGCUUUUACCUGAUGCUUCGAAGAACCCAUCAUCAUAAAUUAUCUUUCUAGAUUUUUAAAUACUCAAAUGCUUUUAGGUUAUCUUUUCUGUGUGGAUGUUAUAUAUUAAUAUAUAUAGAAUACAAAAUUAAGUUGGCUUAUUAGUUGUAAAUAGAAGGAACUCCAUGAUUAUUUCUCAAGGGUUAUAUAAUAUAUGUUAUUGCUAAUGGCUCUCAAGGA